CCUGUGUCAUGGCGCCACAGUGCGUAUGCUCAGUGCAUUGCUGACACCUCCCGCCUGACUACCCCGUCAUAUUUCAUAAUUUCUACUGGCUGCGAACUGCAUUGGAAGGAUUUCUGGGAGACCAUCAGGCUACACAAUGCUCAAGAAGCCCUCUAGAUUCAUUUGUUCAACUCUUCAUAGAGUCGUCUGUACAACAUGACACUCACUACAUUGUUUCUCAUUUUGAAUGCUGUGUUAAUCAAUUUUUCCUGUGCAACCCAAAUCUGAGAAGAGAAUAAUAGUGUUUCAAAAAGUGAAAAAUACGCUGCCUUUGUGUUUGUUUUGUUUUGUUUUUAGCUUUGGUUUGUUUUUUUUUUUUUUUUUUUUUUUUUUUUUUUUAAUUAUAAAGAGCUGCCCCACUCUGGUGACACUGUUUGGAUUACAUCACCUAGAGAAGGGAAUAGGAUAAGUUUCACUGGAAGAACACAGGGCUGAGUAGGUGGAGCACAAGACACCAGUGGUGUCAAGGUUGAAAGGGAAAAUAUUCCACUUUGUUGUUUUCAUUUGUGCUCAUCAUGGAAACCGUUAUAACUUCUUUAACCUUGGAUCAUCAUCUGCCUCUCUACACUGGAAUUACUCCUCCUGAAACUACUUUGUGUUCCAAGUCUAUAGGAAGCAGUGACCAUGGAAGAUGUGCUUGUGAACUUCACCAUGGAGGAGUGGGCUGUGCUGAAUCCAUCCCAGAAGAAGCUCUACAGAGAUGUGAUGUGGGAGACGUUUAUGAAUAUGACUGCUGUAGGAAGGACCUGGGACUACCAGCAAAUAAAAGAAUACAAAUAUUGUUCAAGAAAUUUAAGAAAUAAAGAGGCGGUAAAAUUCUAUCAAAAUAAAACUUGGAAUCAACAUGAAAAAAUACUCCUUUGGACUUCAGCUCUGAAAAUGGAGAUGCAACAUUCUGCUCUAAAGGCAGCUAAAAGCCUUGCUUGUAGAAAAUCCCUGUCUGGCCAUUUAUCACAAAAUAUGUCCAUUUUUCCUGACACUGUACUGAAACAACAUGGAUAUAUGAAAUUUGAUGGCAAGCAGGGUGAUUGUAAUGAACAUGGAAAAUCCUGCAGCGAUUUGCAGUCCUUUCAGAAGCAUGCAAGGACAAAGCCUGAAGAGAAUCAACAUAAGCGAGGUGUGAACACCUUUUAUGACCCUAGGGAAAGAACUCACCUUGCAGAGGAGACCUUUGUAUGGAAGAAAAGAGUAAAGAGCUUCAGCCCUCACAGUGGAUUUAGAAUCCCUGACAUAAUUCACACUGGGAAGAAACCCUAUGUAUGCAAGCAAUGUGGAAAAGAAUUUGCUGAUAAUCCUGCAUUUUAUAGACACAAAUGCACCCACACAGGUGGGAAACCCUAUAUAUGUAAGCAGUGUGGGAAAGCAUUCACUACACUCAGUUAUCGUAAAAUACAUGAAAGAAGUCACACUGGGGAAAAACCGUAUGUAUGUGAGAAAUGUGGAAAAGCAUUCACUAGACAGAUGUGUUGUAAAAUACAUCAAAGAAGUCACACAGGGGAGAAACCCUAUGUAUGUCAGCAGUGUGGGAAAGCAUUCACUACAUUGAGUUAUUGCAAAAUACAUGAAAGAAAUCACACUGGCGAGAAACCGUAUGUAUGUGAGAAAUGUGGAAAAGCAUUCACUAGACAGAUAUGUUGUAAAAUACAUCAAAGAAAUCACAGUGGGGAGAAACUCUAUGCAUGUAACCAAUGUGGGAAAGCAUUCACUACCCUGAGUUAUUGUAAAAUACAUGAAAGUAGUCACAGUGGGGAGAAACCCUAUGUAUGUAAGCACUGUGGAAAAGCAUUUGCUACACAGAAGUACUGUAAAGCGCAUGAAAGAAAUCACACUGCUGAGAAACCGUAUGUGUGUGAGAAAUGUGGAAAAGCAUUCAGUAGACAGAUGUGCUAUAAAAUACAUGAAAGAAUUCACACUGGGGAAAAACCCUACACAUGUGAACAGUGUGGAAAAGCAUUUAGACAACAGAGUAAUUUUAAAAUGCAUGAAAGAAUUCACACUGGGGAAAAACCCUAUACAUGUAGUCAAUGUGGGAAAGCAUUCACUACACUGAAAUAUUGUAAGAUACAUGAAAGUAGUCAUACUGGGGAGAAGCCCUAUGCAUGUAAGCACUGUGGGAAAACAUUCAUGCAAAAGGGUACCUGUCAAAUACAUGAAAGAUCUCACACUGGGGAGAAACCCUAUAUAUGUACAUAUUGUGGGAAAGGAUUCAGUGCACUCAAAUGCUGUAAAAGACAUGAGAAAUCUCACACUGGGGAGAAACGUUUUGUGUGUAAGCAAUGUGGGAGGGGGUUUACUACACGCAAAUAUUUUCAAAAACAUGAAAGAACUCAUGUGGGUGAGCAACCCUGUGCAAGUAAACUGGAAUAAGACGUGCUAGUCCACAGAUUCUUAGGUCUCGCCCUGAUUUGGAGCCCCAUGUAUAUAAGCAGUGUGGGGACAGUAUUCAGUGAGCAGUUUUUAUAGACUACAUAGAAGUCACACAGCAGAGAAACCCUAUAUAUUUAAGUCUGUUUUGAAAAUCUUGUGAAAAUUCCUCAUGUAGAGAUUUAUAUAAAUUUAAUAGAAAUUUUGAUGUCUGUAUUCCUAAACAAAUUUUCCAGAAAAUACAAUCCCAGAUGGAGAUAUACUAGAGUAUUCCUUUUGUGUUUUUCCGUAAAUCACUCACAAAUACCUGAAUUAUGUUUCUGUUGUGUCGUCGCCGCCCCCCCCCCACCACCACCACCAGGGAAUGAACUCAUGAUCUUGCACUUACCAAGCAAGAGCUUGAAUCACUAAGCUAAAUCUCCGGCUAUGUAUCUGUUUUCUUUAUUACAAAAAAUUGACAUUGUUUUGUAAGCCAUUAUUUAUAAUGUAUACUGUCUUCUAAUUAAACAAGAUGAAUUGAACUGCAUUUUUUACUUUCAAGUAGGAUAUUUAUGUAGUUUUAAUUCUGUUUUUAUUAUCAGGAAAUAAAGAGUAAAUUAUUGUCUUUUAA
This is a messenger RNA of Cavia porcellus (domestic guinea pig), 3013 nucleotides long. Its product is annotated as zinc finger protein 14-like. The transcript has 5 exons. Gene Ontology annotation, cellular component: nucleoplasm. The coding region runs from base 664 to 2406 and encodes 580 amino acids. Gene Ontology annotation, biological process: regulation of transcription by RNA polymerase II. The record is from RefSeq and is a predicted model, not a curated record. NCBI's taxonomy places the organism in Eukaryota, Metazoa, Chordata, Mammalia, Rodentia, Caviidae. Gene Ontology annotation, molecular function: RNA polymerase II cis-regulatory region sequence-specific DNA binding; DNA-binding transcription repressor activity, RNA polymerase II-specific.